Messenger RNA from Salvia hispanica, 804 nucleotides. RefSeq lists its product as uncharacterized. The record is from RefSeq and is a predicted model, not a curated record. Lineage: Eukaryota; Viridiplantae; Streptophyta; Magnoliopsida; Lamiales; Lamiaceae.
AUGGUAAUUCCAGAGAUAAACAUGUGCAACUUCGAAGCAGGAAUGAAAUGCCUGCAAAAUCCAUCAACAAUCUCCCGUUUAUUUUCAAUUCCAACCUUGUGGAAAUAUGGCGCUUUAAUUUUGGCAAUUUUUGCUACUUUCAACAGCAUAAUUAAAAGAAUUAAGCUCAAUUUCAUUCGUUUCCACACUGUAAAACCGUGUUCUAGUCAAACCGAAGACGUAUUCGAGUUCAGCGACGAAGACGACGACGUAUCGCUAGCGUCUUCGGAUGAUGAACAGGAAGAGGAAGAAGUGAAAAGUCGAGAUCAACACCGCGUUGAUGGAGAUUUUGGCGUGAGAGGUUCAAUCCUCAGCUUCAAGAGCCAGCGGCGGAGCAGCGGCGGCGUGUGGCCGGAAUUCGCCUGUGGUAAAAAUGUUGUUAAGCUUUGGGAUAGCUUAGGGUUUAGCCUAGAAAUUGAUGAUUAUCUAUUCAAUUUCGAUCCGAAUAGCAUUGUUUCUACGUGGAAUCGCCACCAGGAAGAGAAAUCUAGCGAGAUUCGCGGCGAUAUCUGGCCGGUGCCGGCGUUAUUGCUGAUGGCGGAGAGCAACGGGAAGGGAGACGGCGUGAUUUUAGGUGGUUACGACUGGAGGAUGAGGAGCAGAGUCGCGGCGCUGGUCGCGGAGUGGAAGCUUCCGGUGGAGAAUGACGUCAGCGGGGUGGUAACGGUUGGUGAUGUGAGGAACGUUAGGAGGCCGUUAGGGAGUGCGGGAAAGUCAAAAGGCGAUACGUGGUGGGAAGCUGACGCCGUUAUAGCGUCUAGGUAA